UGGCGGCCAGUGAGUACCAGACAGCUCCCGGGUACUUUGACACUCACAGCAGCAGGAACCUCAGCCCCCUCCUCCCCCGCACACCGCUGGCCAUGCCGGCUGCUACAAGGUAAUGAGCCGCAGAGCCCAGGGGUCUCGGCUGAGCAGCGGCACCAAGCAGUAUCAGCGGGGCUGGAAUGACUGGCAACCCAGAACUGAUAGUGCUUCAGCCGAACACGACAAUUUGAAAUAUUCUUCUCGAGAUCGGGGCAAUUCUGCCUCAUAUGGAUCACACACUUCAAAUUCUGCAGGACUUUCUCGGCAAAAGCAGGAUGAGGUCAGAGUCCAUACAGAUGUGCAGAAUGAAGAGGAAGAUAGCUUCGGUGUCAAUGGAGGAGCUGGGGAAAGUGCUUUUGGUCGGAAGUCGUUGGGGCAAGAGCUGAGGGUUAACAAUGUGAGCCCUGAUUUCACCAAUGUGCAGCAUGGAAAUCGUGCUUUAGCAACAAAAGACAUGAGGAAAUCACAGGAUCGUUCACUGUCUUAUUCUGAUGAGUCUCGACUGUCAAAUCUUCUUCGGAGGAUUACCCGUGAAGACGACAGGGACCGAAGACUGGCUACUGUAAAGCAACUGAAAGAAUUUAUCCAGCAGCCAGAAAACAAAAUGGUGCUGGUAAAACAACUUGACAAUAUCUUGACAGCUAUUAAUGAUGUGCUAAAUGAAAGUAGCAAGCUGCUUCAGGAAUUACGGCAAGAGGGGGCACAGUGCCUUGGCCUGCUCUGUGCUGCCCUGAGUUAUGAGGCGGAGAAGAUUUUUAAAUGGGUUUUUAGCAAAUUCAGCUCAUCCACUAAAGAUGAAGUCAAACUUCUCUAUUUAUGUGCGACCUACAAAGCUCUAGAGACUGUGGGAGAAAAAAAAGCAUUUUCAUCUGUGAUGCAGCUUGUUAUGACCAGUCUCCAGUCAAUUCUGGAAAAUGUGGAUACUCCAGAAUUGCUUUGCAAAUGUGUGCAGUGCAUUCUGCUUGUGUCCAGAUGCUACCCCCAUAUUUUCAGCACCAAUUUCCGGGACACAGUUGAUAUUUUGGUUGGUUGGCACAUAGAUCACACCCAGAAACCAUCUCUCACACAGCAGGUGUCAGAUGUGACAGGCUGGUUGCAAAGUUUAGAGCCGUUCUGGGUUGCAGAUCUUGCAUUUUCCACCACUUUGUUGGGUCAGUUUCUUGAGGAUAUGGAAGCUUACGCAGAGGAUCUUGGCCAUGUAGCCUCAGGAGAAUCAGUUGAUGAAGAUAUCCCUCCUCCAUCUGUCUCAUUACCAAAACUGGCCGCUCUCCUCAGAGUUUUUAGUACUGUGGUUCGAAGUAUUGGAGAGCGAUUCAGCCCAAUUAGAGGACCUCCCAUCACCGAAGCGUAUGUUACAGAUAUUCUCUAUCGUGUAAUGAGAUGUGUGACAGCUGCCAACCAGGUGUUCUCUUCUGAAGCUGUGCUCACAGCUGCCAAUGAAUGCGUUGGUGUCCUGCUUGCUAGCUUGGAUCCUAGCAUGGCUAUUCACUGUGACAUGGUAAUCACAUAUGGGCUAGAUCAGCUAGAGAACUGCCAGACGUCUGGUACGGAUUAUAUCAUCUCAGUGCUGCAUUUACUCACCCUAAUUGUCGAACAAAUUAAUACAAAAUUACCAGCAACUUUUGUGGAGAAGUUAUUUGUACCUGUAUCUAAGCUGCUGGCCCUAAGGUACCAUAAAGAGAAGGAGGUUGUGGGCGCGGCUCAUGCUGUGUAUCAAGCAGUACUGACACUCAAGAACAUUCCUGUACUGGAGACGGCAUACAAGUUAAUUUUAGGAGAAAUGACCUGUGCUUUAAACAAUCUUUUGAAUUAUCUGCAGCUGCCCGAAACUUGCUCUGAAAUCCAGCAUGAAGCUUUCAAGAAUCUCACAUUCAGUGUGGACAACGCCAAAUUUGUCAUCACAUUUGAUCUCAGUGUCUUGACAACAAUUGGAAAUGCAAAGAAUUCAUUGAUUGGUAUGUGGGCUCUUUCUCCCACAGUCUUUGCAUUACUGAGUAAGAAUUUAAUGAUCGUGCAUGGUGACAUAGCAGUCCAUUACCCAGCUGUGCAGUAUGCAGUACUCUACACUUUAUAUUCUCAUUGCACCAGACAUGACCAUUUCAUAUCUAGUAGUCUGAGUUCCUCGUCUCCCUCUUUAUUUGAUGGAGCUGUAAUAAGCACUGUGACAACUGCCACAAAGAAGCAUUUCUCUGUCAUUUUAAAUCUCUUGGGAACACUGCUCAAGAAAGAUAACCUAACCCAAGAUGUUCGGAAGCUGUUGAUGAAUUGGGCCCUUGAAGUGUGCAUUCUCAUGAAGAAGUCUGAAACGUAUGCACCAUUAUUUUCUAUAUCAUCUUUCCAUUUGUUCUGCAAAGGACUUCUGUCAAACACUCUAAUAGACGAUGUGUCCAUUAGCCUACAAGCUUGUAAUGGAUUGCACAUCCUGUCCUCUUCCCUGCCUGAAGACCUUCUACACAGGUGUGUGGAUGUGUGCCGCAUGCACCUUGUUUCCAGUGGAACACGCAUCAGACAAUCUUUUGGCAAGCUUCUGAAGUCCAUUCCCCUACAUAUUGUUCUAAGCAGUGCCAACCAUACAGAAAUGCAAGAGAUAUCCUCUGCUAUAAGAAACCACAUGAGCAAAUCACCAAGCAACACGUUCCACCCUCAGGAUUUCUCAGAUGUGAUCAGUUUUGUUCUAUAUGGAAGUGCUCACCGAUUAGGCAAAGACAAUUGGCUUGAGCGUCUGUUUUACAGUUGCCAGAGACUUGAUAAGCGUGACGCUUCGCCUAUUCCUCGCAAUCUGCUGAAGACUGAGGCUGUACUGUGGCAGUGGGCUGUAUGGGAAGCCGCUCAGUUUACGGUACUGUCUAAGCUGAGGACACCUUUAGGAAGAGCACAAGAUACAUUUCAGACAAUUGAAGGUAUAAUACGAAGCUUGGCAGCUCAUACCUUAAACCCAGAUGAGGAUGUCAGCCAGUGGACAACAGCAGAUAGUGAUGAAGGGCACGGUAACAACCAGCUGAGGCUAAUCCUUCUCCUACAGUACCUAGAAGACCUGGACAAACUGAUGUAUAAUGCUUAUGAAGGAUGUGCUAACGCGUUAACUUCUCCUCCCAAGGUCAUCAGGACAUUUUUUUAUACUAACCGUCAAACAUGCCAGGACUGGCUCACCCGAAUUAGAAUUGCCAUCAUGCGGGUUGGACUGUUGGCUGGGCAGCCAGCGGUAACGGUCAGGCAUGGCUUCGAUUUGCUUUCAGAGAUGAAGAACAGUAGUGUACCUCAGGUACCUGAACUGGAAUUGACGGUAAUGAUGGUGGUAGAAGCACUUUGUGAACUUCAGUGUCCUGAAGCCAUACAGGGUCUUACAAUUUGGUCAUCAGCUGUUCUUGGAAAAAGUCUGUCUUGGAUUAAUUCUGUUGCUCUCCAAGCAGAUGGGAGGUUUGAGAAAGCUGCUGUUGAAUAUCAGGAACACUUGUGUGCCAUGACUGGACUCGAUUGCAGCACCCCGGGAUUUGAUAAGACCGUUUUAAAGUUGGCUAAUUCCACUGGCAAUUCUGCCAGCCCAAAGCAUACAAAUGGUGAUGCUCGUAAAACUGUCCUGACAAAACAAAGUGAGGCGCUGCCAGAGGUUAUGAACUACCUGGCUAACAAAGCCUGUGAAUGCUACACCUCAAUUGCUGAUUGGACGGCAGUGCAAGAAUGGCAGAACACCAUGCAGGACUUGAAAAAGAGCUCAUCUGGCUCUUGUAUAAACCUAAAGACUGAUUUCAACUACAUCAAAGCUCUGAGCAGCUUUGAAUCAAGUGAGUUUCUUGAAUGCACAGAACAGCUUGAAUUACUACCUGGCGAAAAUAUAAAUCUUCUUAAUGGAGGAUCAAAGGAGAAAAUAGACAUCAGGAAGCUGCUUCCCAGCAUGCUCAGCCCUGACCCAAGAGAACUCCAAAAGUACAUUGAAAUCCAGCUGUUGAGGAGUUCGGUUUGUUUAAACCUGGCUGUGGAUGACACAGAACAAGAACAGAAGUGGCAGGCGAUUUCUGAAAAUCUUACAAGAUACCUGAAACAAACUGCUCGAAUUGCUAUGGGACCAUUAAAACUUUCCACAUUGACAGUAUCGCAGUGCCUUCCCGUAUUGGUAUCGCUGCAGUUAUACUGCUCAUCUGCUCUACAAAACACAGUGUCUAGCAAGCUCUCAUCUGAGGAGUGUUUGAUCCCACUUUGCAGUGAAGCCUUGCGUUCCUGCAAACAACAUGAUGUGAGGCCAUGGAUACAUGCACUGAGAUAUACAAUCUUCCAAAACCAGCUAACUGACAAAGUUAAAGACCAAACAAUAUCGAUGAAAAGCCAUCUUAUGGAAUUGGGUCUGUCAGCUGCAAAAUGUUCACGCAAGCGGGGAAAUAUCACACUUGCUACAAGACUGCUUGCGCAGUGCAGCGAUCUACAGCUUGGGCAAGUUACCAAUGCACAUGACUUAGUAAAUCACUUCAAAAAGCUUUCUUUCCAAGAUCAAAUGGAUGAGAAAUGGGGUCCUGAAUUUGAUAUUGAGAAAGCUAAAUUGUUGUAUGCUGCAGGUCAGUCCACUCACGCCAUGGAAAUGCUUAGUUCCUGUGCCAUCGCGUUUUGUAAAUCCUCGAAAGCAGAGUAUGCAGUUGCAAAAUCCAUUCUUACACUUGCAAAAUGGAUCCAAGCAGAUUGGAAAGAAAUUUCAGGGCAGAUGAAACAAGUGUACAGAGCACGCCAGCAAUCAAACAUCCCCAGCUUGUCUACUCUUGGUAAAAAUGUGCACACUUUGAUUGACAUGCCCCCUAUGAAUGCCAUGGAAGAGGAAUAUCCCCGUAUUGAAAGUGAAUCUACAGUGAGCAUAGGAGUUGGUGAAUCAGAUUUUAUUCUUGGCCAGUUAUAUCACUUGUCCUCUGUGCAAGCCCCAGAGGUUGCCAAGUCGUGGGCAGCACUAGCCAGUUGGGCCUAUAGAUGGGGCCGUAAAGUAGUAGACAAUGCUAGUCAGGGAGAAGGCGUAAAGUUAUUACAGAGAGAAAAAUCUGAAGUGCAAGGCCUGCUGCCAGAAAAUAUUUCUGAAGAUGAUAAAGAAAAGAUCUAUGGCAUUCUUGGCCAAGCGAUGUGCCGACCGGCUGGAAUCCAGGAUGAAGAUAUGUCCCUUCAGAUCACUGAAAAUGAAGACAAUGAUGAAAACAACAUGGUAGAUGUUAUCUGGAGACAACUUGUAGCAAGUUGCCCAAUGCUGGCAGACCUAGAUGAGUCCGUUUCACAAGGUCUCCUCAGCCUCUGGAGAAAAGUAGUGGACAGAAUCUUCAGUCUAUACAAGUUGUCCUGUACAGCCUAUUUCACCUUUCUAAAGCUGAACGCUGGAAGGGUAUCCCUGGAUGAAGAUGAUCUAAGGGUGCACCUAAAUAACCUUUCUAAGCAGAGUUCAGAUGACGCCAUUGUGAUGGCUACUUUACGAUUAUUGCGAUUGCUGGUCAAACACGCUGGGGAACUUAGGCAGUAUCUAGAGCAAGGUUUAGAAACCACCCCUACUUCUCCGUGGAGAGGUAUAAUUCCCCAGCUUUUUUCUCGCCUCAACCAUCCUGAGGUCUACGUCCGUCAGAGUAUCUGCGAUUUAUUGUGUCGUGUUGCACAGGACUCCCCACAUCUCAUCCUCUAUCCUGCAAUUGUAGGCAGCAUUUCACUCAGCAAUGAAGCCCAGUCUUCAGGUACAAAGCUCUCCUCCGCAAUCCCCACUUUGCUAGGAAAUAUGCAGGAUGAUGAGCUGCUGGGUGGUGAAUGCGAAGAAGAGAGUCCACCAGCUUCACAAGAAAUCAGCAGAGAGGACAUUAAGAAUGGUCUAAAUGAGGACAAAGCCAUGAUGCAUGAUUGUUACAGCAAAAUUGUUGACAAGCUCUCCUCUGCCAGUCCCACCAUGGUGUUGCAGGUUCAGAUGCUUGUAGCUGAGCUGAGAAGAGUCACUGUUCUUUGGGACGAGCUGUGGCUUGGGGUUCUGUUGCAGCAGCACAUGUAUGUUCUCCGGCGUAUACAACAACUGGAAGAUGAAGUGAAGAGGGUCCAGAAUAACAACACCUUGCGGAAGGAAGAAAAGAUUGCAAUCAUGCGUGAAAAGCACACCGCCCUGAUGAAGCCCAUUGUGUUUGCAUUGGAGCAUGUAUAUAGCAUUACUUCAGCACCAGCAGAAACUCCCCAUGAAAAAUGGUUUCAGGACAGCUAUGGUGAGGCCAUAGAAAACGCUUUGGAAAAACUCAGAAAUCCAUCCAACCCAGCAAAUCCUGGAAACAGCUGGAUACCCUUCAAGCAGGUUAUGCUGAGCUUGCAGCAAAGAGCACAGAAACGUGCAAGCUACCUGUUGCGCCUGGAGGAAAUCAGCCCAUGCCUGUCUACCAUGACUAACACAGAGAUUGCACUUCCUGGAGAAGUAUCCGAUAGGGACACGAUUACAAUUCACAGUGUGGGAAGCACCAUCACCAUCCUCCCUACAAAAACAAAACCCAAAAAAUUCAUCUUCCUUGGUUCAGAUGGAAAAAACUAUCCUUAUCUAUUUAAAGGUCUAGAAGACUUACAUCUUGACGAAAGGAUUAUGCAGUUUUUGUCCAUUGUGAAUACCAUGUUUGCAGCAAUAAAUUGUCAGGAGUCCCCGCAUUUUCAUGCCAGACAUUACUCCGUUACACCUCUCGGCACAAGAUCAGGGCUCAUCCAGUGGGUGGAUGGUGCAACUCCUCUGUUUGGACUUUACAAACGAUGGCAGCAAAGGGAAGCUGCUUUACAAGUUCAAAAGACUCAAGAUUCUUACCAAGCACCCCAGAACCAGGCUAUGGUGCCACGACCCAGUGAGCUAUAUUACAGUAAAAUUAGUCCUGCUCUGAAGGCAGUAGGGUUAAGUUUGGAUGUAUCCCGUCGAGAUUGGCCUCUUAAUGUCAUGAAGGCGGUGCUAGAGGAAUUAAUGGAGUCCACCCCUCCAAACCUUCUUGCUAAAGAGCUUUGGUGUUCAUGUUCCACCCCUGACGAGUGGUGGCGAGUUACCCAGUCAUAUGCCAGAUCCACAGCCGUAAUGUCAAUGGUUGGAUAUAUCAUUGGACUUGGAGACAGACACCUGGAUAAUGUCCUUAUUGACAUGACGACGGGAGAAGUGGUGCACAUAGAUUACAAUGUUUGCUUUGAAAAAGGCAAGAGCCUCCGUGUUCCCGAGAAAGUACCUUUUCGUAUGACUCAAAAUAUUGAAACUGCUCUUGGCGUGACAGGAGUGGAAGGGGUGUUCCGACUUUCCUGUGAGCAGGUUCUUCAGAUCAUGAGACGUGGCAGGGAAACCCUACUCACAUUGCUUGAGGCCUUUGUCUAUGAUCCCCUUGUGGACUGGACUGCCGGAGGAGAAGCUGGAUUUGCGGGAGCAGUUUACGGAGGAGGAGGGCAGCAAACAGAAAAUAAGCAAAGCAAGCGCGAGAUGGAGCGAGAAAUCACUCAAAGCCUCUUUUCUUCAAGAGUUGCAGAAAUAAAGGUAAACUGGUUCAAGAACCGGGAUGAGAUGUUAAAUGUGCUUCCCAAGUUGGACAGCAGUUUGGAUGAAUACCUAAACAUACACGAAGAACUUACUGAAGUUGAGAAGCUGCAGACCAAACUAUUGGAAGAGAUGGAAUUUCUAGAAGGGGCUGAAGCAGCAGAACAUCCUUCUCACUCCUUGCAACACCGGUAUUCUGAGCACACCCAGCUACAGACUCAGCAGCGGGCUGUUCAGGAGGCAAUCCAAGUUAAACUGAAUGAAUUUGAGCAGUGGAUCACUCAGUAUCAGACAACUUUCAAAAAUCUAGAAGCCACUCAAUUGGCAGGCCUACUCCAGGAGAUCAGCACCCAGAUGGACUUAGGGCCUCCGAGCUAUGUGCCAGCGACAUCUUUUCUUCAGAACGCUGGCCAGGCGUCCCUUAUCACACAGUGUGAGCAGUAUGAAGGGGAAGUGAGUGCCCUUCUACAACAGCGGAGGUCUGUGUUACGAGGUUGCCUUGAACACCUUCACAACUACGCAACUGUGGCUCUCCUGUACCCCAAAGCAGUGUUCCAAAAACACAGAAUAGAGCAGUGGAAGACUUGGAUGGAAGAACUUAUCUGUGACAUGACAGCUGAUCACUGUCAAGAACUGUACAGAAAGUAUGAAAUGCAGUAUGCGCCCCAGCCGCCACAAGCUGUAUGUCAGUUUAUUUCUGCAACAGAGAUGUCAUUGCAGCGUUACGCUGCAGACACGAAUAGCAGACUCCUCAGACAAGUUGAACGGUUAAAGCAAGAAGCUGUUUCAUUGCCAGUUUGUGAAGAGCAACUAAAGGAAAUUGAGCGUUGCAUUAAAGUCUUUCUUCAUGAGAAUGGAGAUGAGGGUUCCCUGAGCAUGGCCAGUGUGGUGGUGUCUGCCCUCUGUACACUUACAAGACGUAACCUAAUGAUGGAAGGCGCCGCUUCCAGUGCCGGAGAGCAGCUUGUCGAUCUCACAUCAAGAGACGGGGCCUGGUUCUUAGAAGAGCUUUGCAGCAUGAGUGGCAGUGUGACGUGUCUGGUGCAGUUACUGAAACAGUGCAAACUUGUACCCCAGGAUCUGGAUAUUCCAAACCCAUUGGAAGCAUCAGAAUCUGUGCAUCUCGCAAACAGUGUGUACAUCUCACUACAGGAGUUGAAUUCCAAUUUUCGCCAAAUAAUUUUCCCAGAGGCUCUCCGAUGUUUAAUGAAAGGGGAAGUCACUUUAGAACACAUGUUGCAAGAACUGGACAGUCUUAUCGAGCAGACUACGGAUGGUGUAUCUCUGCAGUGCAUGGUGGAAUCUCUGCAGGCCUACCUGCGUAAUGCUGCUAUGGGUCUAGAAGAUGAAGCAAAUGCUCACUACAUAGAUAUUGCAAGAUCUUUACAUUCUCAAUAUGGAGAGUUAAUUCAACCAAGGAAUGAUUCUGUUGAGGAGACGCCAAAAAUGACAGCUGGUCAGAUGCUGUUAGUUGCUUUUGAUGGGAUGUUUGCUCAAGUUGAAACUGCAUUUACUUCGCUAAUUGAAAAGUUACAAAAGAUGGAGAUUCCACAAUCAUGGAGGAAGAUAGACAUUAUCCGCGAAGCACGCAGCACUCAAGUCAACUACUUUGAAGAUGAUGAACUUCGGCGUGUCCUGGAUGAAAUAUUUUUCAUUAAAAGGCUCCAGACUAUAAAGGAAUUUUUCCGACUUUGUGGAACAUUUUCUCAAACCCUGUCUGGAAAAUGUUCACUUGAAGAUCAAAAUCCUGUAAAUGGACCCAUGCAGCUGGUCAAUAUUAAGCCUUUGUACAGAAACACUUGCUUUAGUGAAGACCAAAUGUCUAAGCCAAUCAAAGCCUUCACAGCAGAUUUUGUCAGACAGCUAUUGAUUGGUCUUCCCACACAGGCGCUGGGACUGACCCUCUGCAGCUACAUAAGUGCUUUGGGUGUGGAUAUCAUAGCUCAAGUGGAAGCCAAGGACUUUGGAGCAGAGUGUAAGGUCUCUGUUGAUGAUCUAUGUAAAAAAGCGGUGGAACAUAAUAUCCAGAUUGCAAAGUUUUCCCAGUUGGUCAUUAACCGGGCUACUGUUCUGGCCAGUUCUUACGAUACUGCUUGGAAGAAACAAGACUUGGUGCGUCGCCUUGAGACAAAUAUUGCUGCUUGCAAAACCAGCCUCCAGCGAGUUCAAUUACAUAUUGCAAUGUUUCAGUGGCAGCAUGAAGACUUUUUAAUCAACAGACCGCAAGCUCCACCACCUCGAUCUGCCAUAUUAACCAGCAUGAAAAAGAAACUUCAUACUCUUGGCCAAAUAGACUCAUCUAUAACUGGAGUCCAGGAGAAACUUGCAGCUUUGGAAGCCAGCAUUGAACAAAGAUUAAAGUGGGCAGGAGGGGCUAACCCAGCCUUGGCCCCAGUACUUCAAGAUUUUGAGGCGACCAUCACAGAAAGACGAAAUCUUGUAUUGAAGGAAAACCAAAGAACAAGCCAGGUCACUUUCCUGUGUAGCACUAUACUACAUUUUGAAAGUUUACGCACAAGGACACCUGAGACUUUAAGUUUGGAUUCCAGCCUUUUUGAGCUCAUUAAACGUUGCCAACAAAUGUGUUCAUUUGCUUCACAGUUCAACAGCUCUGUCUCUGAACUUGAGUUGGGAUUGCUGAAGAGAGUGGGAUUGACAGGGGAGAGUGCAAUUGGAAGCCCUGAGUGGCUAGUGCUAACCCACAAACAGCUGACUCACGACAUGUCUAAUCAGAGAACCUUACAAGGGGAAAAGGAGCAACAGAUUGAAACAGUCGGUGAAACCAUCCAGAACCUGGUUGACUGCAUCAAGACUGUGCUUACCUGUCACAACAGGCAGUUGGGAGACGUCAAACAUCUUCUUAAGGCCAUGGCAAAGGAUGAAGAAGCAGCGAUGUCGGAUGGUGAAGAUGUGCCCUAUGAAAACAGUGUUAGACAGUUCUUGGGCGAGUAUAAGUCAUGGCAAGACAACAUCCAGACAGUAUUGUUUACUCUGGUUCAGGCCCUCGGGCAAGUACGCAGCCAGGAACACAUAGAAAUGCUGCAAGAAAUCACCCCAACUCUGAAGGAGCUGAAAAAGCAAAGUCAGAGCAUUUACAAUAAUCUGGUGAGUUUUGCUUCACCCCUGGUAACGGACGCUGCAAACGAAUGUUCAAGUCAAACAUCCUCAACAACAUAUCUUCCCAGCUUUGCUGCAGCUGUGCGCUCUAACACGGUUCAGAAAACUCAACCAGAUGGCAUGUCACAGAAUGCGAAAAGGCCAGUUCAGAAGAAUCUGACAUCAGCAGAUACGCCACCAGGUGUCAUUCCAGGACCCGGCAAGAGUGUUGCUUCAAGCCCUAAAAAGGCUGUCCGGGAUCCUAAAACUGGCAAAGCUGUACAAGAGAGGAAUUCAUAUGCUGUCAGUGUGUGGAAAAGAGUGAAAGCCAAACUGGAGGGACGAGAUGUGGAUCCUAACAGAAGAAUGUCUGUUGCUGAGCAGGUGGACUUUGUGAUAAAGGAAGCAACAAAUCUAGAUAACCUGGCUCAGCUUUAUGAAGGUUGGACAGCUUGGGUGUGAACAAGAAAACAGGAGACCUGCCUGGUUCAGCUAGAUCAGACACCCAACAGAAUCAGCAAAGCCUCAGGCAUCCACAGCCGCUCCAAGUCCGGUGGUGAUGCAUACUGGGGCUUAAUAUGAGGAAACCUAGGAAAAUCCCAGUGCAGUGGGACGGAACUCCCAAAGGAAAGCUGCACCCAGAGAAAUGUUAAAACACCAAUGGUCAGCAAUCCCCAGGGGCACCGAGUACAACGCUCAAUGGAUAACACGAUUGUCUUUCUGCUACAGAAGAACUGCCGCUGCAUCAAGAGGGGUAGGUGCAGAAAGAAAUUGAUAUCCUACAGACCAGAGAGUGAUCCCGAACUCUCUUCCAUGUGGCCCUGUCAACAAUUGAGGAAAUGCUAAACGCAGAUGGAAAGGGGGAAAACUGGGGUCAUCAAGGAUUCGCAGUGAAGAGGUUUCAGAUUUUUUGGGUUACACUUGUUGCUUGGCCGCACUGCUGGCUGAGUUGAGCAGUAGAGGCUAGGAGAUAAACGCAUGGCCUUUUUGAUAUCUGCUGAAAAAAGCAGCCAAAGAACAGAAAAACUACGUGGGAUGGACUUCUGAGAAGAAUAAGCCUUGUUCUCCAUUCUUUUCUUCCCCUAAAUUCUUGUAGUUUAGGAAUACUUGUUUAAUUUCAAAUAUUGUACGUCAUAUUGUAGUCAAGCUUGCAGCUUUGUUUCUGUUUGAUAGUUGGUCAUUAAUCCGAGCACAUUCAGAACCUUGGAGAGUAGUAUUUUCCAGUUUAUAAAAAAUGCUUUUCUACUUGCCAUUUUCUGUAUCUCCGAUCACUUAGUUUCUUAAAAUAAUCCCCAACUAUUCAUUUAAAGGUUAUGGAGUUUAGCAGCUUUUAAUUUCUUGUACUCAUCUAAAGAUGUGAAUUGAAAUUUUUUCCUAAUCUGCUACAUCUCAAGUCUCCAUCUUUUUCUUUAUUUUAAUUUUUGUAAUUAGAAACUGUAAUCUUGACUAUUUUUUUUGUUUUUGUUUUGUUCUUAAACCAACCUAGAAUGACUUGUGGAGGUUUACAAUGUGUCUGACCGUCAACAAUAAAGUGAUGUUCUGGUGGAGGUGUAGUGAAAUGUUUAAUUCACAUUUGAAUGUAAGAUUUAUCAUUUUACACUUGUGGUUUUAAUUCCUCCACUUAGAAAGUUUUAAUAGUAAAAAAAAAAAAAUUAUAUAUAUAAAAUACAAACAGGACAUGCGCCUUUUUCUUUUCUUUUUUUUCCCAGAAUGUGAACAGCUUUGUGAAUUAUUCUUCCAAUUAGUUCCAAUUAUUUUACCAGUGUUUUAUGAAGUUUUUUGCAUUUACAAUGUGGUCCAGGUUUUUCUAAACUUAGUUUUGAACUAAUUUUGUGCCUCUUGAAUUUAUUACACGUUACCUUCCUUUUUUUUUUUUUUUUUUUUUUUUUGCUCCUUAUUUCUCCAAGUUUUGCAAUAAGUUGCAUACAGUAACUAUAAAGCAAUGUAUUUUAGUAAUUUCCAACAAAAAAAGAGUGAACUAAAAGCCUUUUUUUGCUUUUUAGUCAAAACCACUAUAAUACAGAUGUUCUAAAAUUCCUAAACAAGUAAAUUGUUGAGCCAAUUCAGCGAAUGGUUUUAAUGGGUCGUACAUUGUAACUCUUUGCAAUCACUAAAUAUGUAGUUAUUUUGCACAUAUUUUCAGUAAACCUGUAAUGGUGGUAAUUUACAAUAAGUAGGUGUAUUGCUUCCUGGAAGUCAAAUUAAAGCUUGCCCUAAUUUUAUUAACCUACAACCCAGUCUUGGGGUCAUGAAGAGCACACAUUCUGUCUGGUUAAGUAAAUAUUGAUUCAACCAGCAAUUCUUUGUACCAGCAACGUUUCAGUAAGAACGACUGAGUGCGCUUGUCAUUAAACUAAUUGUAUUUAUAUAUUUUUUUUCCAGUCACAAGUAUUAAUACAUAGGCAAAUCCAAAGUUCAGACAAAUGUUAAUAUUUGCAGCAAGAGUAUAUUUUUAAUUUAUGUAAGAAUGAUCUUAAUUACUCCAGUUGGCCAGCUAAGAGUAUUUAAAUACUGAGUUAUGCAUGCUGUCUUGUGUAUCAGUAAACAUCAGCAGACGUUUCUAUUCGCAUAUGGUGAUGAUAGGACUUUAUUAACUUAAUGUGGAGGAAUGACGCUCUUUGUCCUAUUUUACAGAUCGUAUUUAAGAUUCUUAUGAGCUAUAGAAACACUGCAUAACAGCAGUUUCUUACAAGAUUGUUAAAAUGAAUCCACUUCACAAAGGCACCUGUAAUAUUAUAUUGCUUUAAAAUUCAAAGCUCUAUGAAGAUACAGAUUCUAACUUGUUUAAAUAAAAUGUUCUUUAUUUACUGA
Messenger RNA from Bombina bombina (fire-bellied toad), 13420 nucleotides. RefSeq names its product SMG1 nonsense mediated mRNA decay associated PI3K related kinase (gene SMG1). Gene Ontology annotation, molecular function: protein binding; protein serine/threonine kinase activity. The transcript has 63 exons. The record is from RefSeq and is a predicted model, not a curated record. Bases 113 to 11071 code for a protein of 3652 amino acids. Gene Ontology annotation, cellular component: nucleus. Gene Ontology annotation, biological process: phosphorylation; nuclear-transcribed mRNA catabolic process, nonsense-mediated decay. Lineage: Eukaryota; Metazoa; Chordata; Amphibia; Anura; Bombinatoridae.